ACAUUUGUUAAGUCCGGGUGUUAUGUGGCAGCUGCCUGUCUGUUUGAAUUGUAAAGUCAAGAACAAUUUAGCUUCUUCAUUUGUCAUGUGGUGUUUGUAGCCUGCCUGUGCAAUCUUUUUGCAGCAGCUGAUGGGGGAUCCACUGUUUCUUCAGCUUCUUUGCAGAGGUGGCACUUGCUAUCUGUUGCUGCCUUGUCAAUUCCAGUUUUGUAUGCAUUUGUUCUUAAGGCUUAUUAUCAUUAUUGCAGAGGAAUUCUGGUAGUGGAAAUUCCAUAUCUUAAAGUUGAGGAACAUUGGUAUAAACUGUUCUGGUACAUUUGAUUUUUCUCAGGUGAAUACAUUGCUUAUUUUUCUAGGCUUAUUUCAUGCCAUUUGGGAUGGCUUAUGGACCUCAGAACAGUAAUAAGAUGGCAAAUUAUAACAACCUAAAUAUACUAACAUAAAUAACAUAGAAUAAUCCCAUCCAGAAAAGACUAAGGCAACUUCCAGAUGUCUGCUGAAACAGGUCUUUAUGGCUUUACAAAAGAUGUGCAGAGUCAAGGCCAGUCUGAUAUGGGACUAUUGCUCCAAAGAACUAAGAAUGGCUAAGAAUGUCCAGCUCUAUUUUCCUUACUGAUGAUGUUCUAUUAAGGGUCUAUCAACAUGGCAAGCCCUAUGGCUUCUUUGCUGCGGAGAUUUGAUAAUUCUUCUCGACUUCUUCUCUGCACGCUGAUGUCUGGACAGUGGGGGGCCAUGGCUGCCUAUCAAACCCUUCAACGGUCACUCUCUGUGGAAAAAGAAAGACAACAUUUCAAUUGGCAGAUCUUCACUGAGAAACUAUGCUCUCAAGAACCAGUGCUUGAAGAGCCCAACAAGACUCUUACCAUGAAACCAGUAUUGAUGCUGCUUCCAGUGUUGUGCCAAAGAAAUCUCUUUUCCUUGUUGCUUAUAGUACAAUCUACAGUGCCAAAGGAUUGCCUCAGCUGUCUGCUUCAGGCCUCUAGAAAAGAUCCCAAUCCAGAUUUAUGGGUACAGAGAUUAAGGGACUUGCUACAAGCAGGGAUGGAAGAGAGGAAUUUUUUGACCCCUGUAUUGCUAUCCAGCACAUGCCAACAGCAACUGAAACAUUUAUGCCAGAAGAUUAUGACCAAUGCUAAGAGCAAUGCUAAUUUAGAAAGAAAAUUAAACUGGUUUGCUAAAUUGGAAAAUCCUUGCUUGGUGCCAGCUGGAAACACUUUUCCGUCUGGGUCUCAGAUUAGGAAAAAAAGAAAAGCAUCUGAAGAAUCUCUGAAUCUUGAAGAGGAGACUCGGAGGAAGAGGUCCCAACAGGAAAUUAAUUUGGAUACAGAAUUUUCUCAACCACAGCCUGAACUGCAGGAUGUUGGAACAGAAAGCACUAAGAAUGAACUCGUGCUGGAUACUUUUGGAAAUGAAGAUGUUCACUGCCUAAACAGCGUCAAUCAGUUUUCUUUCAAAGAAGAUGAAGUAGAAAAGAGAAUUGUCGGCCAGAGUUCCAAGCAUGACACUGUAACAGAGAUUCCUAGUCAUAUGAAAAACCAUAUAUCAAAGCUUAAAGAAUUGCUAGAGAUGCAGUUUGAUUGUUCCAAUGGAACUGCACCUCCUGAGCUACAGAUUCUGAAUGAGUGUACUCCAGAUCAGCUAGAAGAUCUAUGUUCACUGCUCAAACUCUCAGAAUGCCCAGAGAAUGAGCUUCUGCAGUUCUGCUGCUGGAUAGUAGCACUUUCACCUGAACUUGGCUACAAGAAGGCAGCAAUACUUGCUGAAAAGCUUUUCUUACCUCGGGUUCUUUUGCUGAUUGAGACAGCUUCCUGGCCUCUCACAACUGCCCUGAUGAUGUUCUGCUCCAAAUAUCCUCGCCCAGUCUGUUGCACUUUAAUUUCUUCUAUUGUGCAAGUUCCAGGGCAAGGCCUUGAACAAUUGAGAUUGGUAUGCAAACUAAUUGAGGAGUGUUUGGAACCAGAAUGUGUGAGGCUGGUGUUCAGUCAUAUUAUAAAAGUGCCAUGGACAGAAGAGCUUCUCACAGUUGUGCAUUCUUUGCUAGAAAGACAGGUAGAAUUGUCUAAUGAGCUCUUCAAUGUGUUGGUCCUUAAUCUUUGUCAGAUGGCUCAAACGUUUGAAAGUUCAGUACAUUAUGCAAAACUGAUUCUGACCCUGUUGACCAAAUAUCAAAAUGAUAUCACACUGGGCCACCAGCACCAUUUAUCAUGUGCCCUGGACCUUAACAAAACCAUCUUAAAGAAAUCUCUCCAGGCUGCAUUAAAGAGAGUGACUUCCAGGUGAAAAAAUGUAAGGAGCCUUUCGUUCUCCUGCAGUGGCUAUGGAAUCAAAUAUGCCUUAAGACUUUGGGACAACUCUGGUUUUUUGUUUUUUUUAUCAAUUUGCUCAGUGCAACUCAUACUUAAGUUAAAAUUUAAGUAUGCUCAAGAUUCAAAAUAGUAUGUGCAUUGCCUUGGAUUGGUAUGAGUUUCCUUGAGGUAAGAUAUGCAGCGUAAUAUAUAUUUUAUAAAUAAAUAAAUAAAUAAAAUUUCAUGUGCA
This is a messenger RNA of Pantherophis guttatus, 2535 nucleotides long. RefSeq names its product FA complementation group E (gene FANCE). Gene Ontology annotation, biological process: interstrand cross-link repair. Lineage: Eukaryota; Metazoa; Chordata; Lepidosauria; Squamata; Colubridae. Gene Ontology annotation, cellular component: Fanconi anaemia nuclear complex. The record is from RefSeq and is a predicted model, not a curated record.